AUGCCACACGUCAAGUUCGUGCUCCCCACGGCCACUCCUCGACCUGUGGCCAUCGCCAACGGCCGAGAGAUUCCUGCAUGGUAUGACAUUGAGGCAUUUGUCGAGGCAGGAAUUCCACGGUCGCGUAUUGUUGUCGGAGGCUUCAGUCAAGGUGGUGCAGUGUCUUACUUCACGGGCUUCCAGACCAAACAGCCAAUCGGUGGCGUGAUGGUGCUGUCGUCGUUCAUCCCGCGUGAAAAGGAGUUCCAAUUUGCCCCGGAGACGGCAGGGGUGCCUCUGCUCAUAUGCCAUGGCGACGCUGACUCGCGAGCUCGCUACGAGUGGGCGCUGAAGUCAAAGCAGAGACUGGCUGAUGCUGGGGCCAAGGACAUCACUUUCUACACAUACCCAAACAUGGAUCAUACGUCUUCUCCUCAGGAAAUGAAAGACGUCCGAGCCUGGCUGGGUCGUGUGCUCCCAGCGAUUUCACAAAAGCAAGAACUGUAA
Molecule: messenger RNA, 486 nt
Organism: Phytophthora infestans T30-4
Lineage: Eukaryota; Oomycota; Peronosporomycetes; Peronosporales; Peronosporaceae
Product: acyl-protein thioesterase, putative
Exons: 5
Coding region: 1-486 (161 amino acids)
Biological process (GO): protein depalmitoylation
Cellular component (GO): cytoplasm
Molecular function (GO): carboxylic ester hydrolase activity; palmitoyl-(protein) hydrolase activity
Source: RefSeq, a predicted model, not a curated record